UUUUAAUGUACAUCCGGUUGUCAACAAAACAAAUUUACUUAAGCUUGAAGUCUUGAUCUGUUUGACCUUUGACCUAUAAGAUGUCGUGGCGCUUCAAGUGCUACGUUUAACCCCAUCAUCCCCAGCCACUGUUACUGGACGACCUGGAGUCUCUAUGAACACAGUCGCUCCAAGCUACCCUCCAUGGGUUAAGGUCGUGCGCAGAGGUCAAGGUCAUGGAUCUCUACAUUUUCAGUGAGAUAGAUCUAAACCUGACAGAUUUACCAGAGACACAGUUCAAAGUUCGGGAAAACAUUCUUUAUAUGAGCUAUGUCCUGAUUAUAGCGCCGUACGUUAUGUUAGUCUUUGGAGUACCAGGGAACCUGCUGAGUAUCGCUGUGCUGUCCAGGCGUGCUAUGAAAGACAAUAUCUUCUCUGUCUAUUUGAUAAGUCUAUGUUCCUUUAAUAUAAUGACAAUGUGUUUCAACCUGCCACGUUUCAUCGUCUACGGCGAGACCGGGAAGGAGUUCAGUUUUCCCAAUGACUUUGUUUGUAUGUUGUAUCGAUGGUUGUCCAAGACGUUAAUCGUGGUCACUAACUGGCACUUAGUCGUCAUCACUGGAGCGAGACUUACAUUUAUACUGGACAGGAAGAAAAAAGUCCACUACUAUAAGCACAAUCCACGGAGUUCUAUUUUUCUGAUCUGCCUGUUCGCCAUCUUGUUUGAACUUCCGGUUGUCGUCUUUUGGAUUCGGUUUGUGAAUAUUGAAAGCAACGAGACAGUAUGUUACCUGCCAGGCACGUCAUUGUGGGUCUACCCGCAAGUCCUGAUCCAAGGAAUUCUUCCAGCUCUGCUUCUCAUUCUGAUGAACUCCUGGAUAUUUUACAUUCACAAACACAGAGACACCGGACUGAUCUCCUCAUCACAUACUAACAAAAUGGUCCGGCAGCUGGCGGUCUUAGCCUUUGUGUCCAGUCUUCAGUUUCUAGUGACUAUGAUUCCGAUCUGCAUCGUGUACCCUGGGCGGAAACGCUUGUUUGACCUUACUACUCAGCUUGGACGGUCGAGAGAGAAUUUAGCCUACAGUCUCGCUUUAAUGUUUCAACACUUCAACUACAGUACAAACUUCAUCGUCUACUGUUUCUUUGGGAAAAGGUUCCGUGUCGAAUUAUGCAGGCUGCUGCUGCAACUGCUUAAACCUUGUGGUGCGAAAAACUUUGAACCAAAAGAAUAUCUCAGCAGCACAAGUAACUCGGAAGUAUCCAGAAUAAGAACUGAAAUGUCAUUGACUAGUGUAGCCAAGGCGAUGGACCAAGACAAAAUUGACAGCCUGAUAAACCAACUGACCCCUCCAACUGACAGCGCUUGCAAGAAAUCAAAUAGCAGCGAUCACAAAAGUAUAAGCUCUUACAUGGCAGCGCUGGAUAGUAAUGGAAGAGGAGGAAAAUAGCAUUGAACUUCCGGUUACCCAAACAUGAAUCCUCAGAAGAAUGUUGUUGUCACCCUGAACUAAACAAAUUAUAAACUUGUAGCUGACGAUACCGGGCACAGACCGUAUCGAUACUUAGUCCCAAAUGGAAGCAAA
Biomphalaria glabrata is the source of this 1565-nucleotide messenger RNA. RefSeq names its product type-1 angiotensin II receptor B-like. Gene Ontology annotation, biological process: G protein-coupled receptor signaling pathway. Gene Ontology annotation, cellular component: plasma membrane. The transcript is spliced from 10 exons. Gene Ontology annotation, molecular function: G protein-coupled receptor activity. Lineage: Eukaryota; Metazoa; Mollusca; Gastropoda; Planorbidae. The record is from RefSeq and is a predicted model, not a curated record. Bases 216 to 1430 code for a protein of 404 amino acids.